Molecule: messenger RNA, 963 nt
Organism: Galeopterus variegatus (Sunda flying lemur)
Lineage: Eukaryota; Metazoa; Chordata; Mammalia; Dermoptera; Cynocephalidae
Product: olfactory receptor 14K1-like
Biological process (GO): G protein-coupled receptor signaling pathway
Cellular component (GO): membrane
Molecular function (GO): odorant binding; olfactory receptor activity; G protein-coupled receptor activity
Source: RefSeq, a predicted model, not a curated record
AUGACAAAUCAGACACUAAUGACGGAAUUCUUGCUUAUGAGAUGGAUGGAGAAUUGGAUGCUGCUGGGCUUGCGUGCUGUGCUCUUCUUGCUGAUCUACUUAGUGGCCAUAUGGGAGAGUUUAAUCAUCCUCCUCCUCCCUAAUCUUGACCAAGGCCUCCACACCCCAAUGUAUUUUUUCGUCAGGCAUUUAUCUUUCUUAGAUCUGUGUCUCAUUUCUGUCACAGUUCCCAAAUCCAUCCUCAACUCUACCACCUUCAUUGACACCAUCUCUUUCCCGCGGUGUGUGCUGCAGUUAUUCCUGGUGAUAUUGUUGGCUGGCUCAGAGAUUGGCAUCCUUACCGUGACGUCCUUCGAUCGCUACGUUGCCAUCUGCCGCCCUCUGCACUAUGAAGCUGUCAUGAGCAGAGGAUCCUGUGUCCAGCUGAUGGCUGUGUCCUCGCUCAGUGGAGGGGCCUUGGGAAUCUUAUACUCAGCAGGGACAUUCUCCCUGGAUUUUUGUGGCUCCAAUAGGAUACAUCAGUUAUUCUGUGAUGUCCCUGCCCUACUAAACCUCACUUGUUCUGCAGAGCACGUCAUCAUUAAUGUCAGCGUGGUCAUUGGGGUCUGUUACGCUUUUUCAUGUUUAGUUUGCACUGUGGUCUCCUAUGUGUAUAUUUUCUCCGCUGUGUUAAAGUUCCCAUCCAGACAGAGCUGAUCCAAAGCCUUUUCCACUUGCAUGCCUCACCUCAUUGUUGUGAGCACGUUUCUUGCAACAGGAGCUGUUGCUUAUUUAAAGCCAGCUUCUGAUGUACCUUCUAUUUUAGAUUUGGUGGUGUCUGUGUUCUAUUCUAUAGCACCUCCGACCUUGAACCCUGUUAUUUACUCUCUGAGGAACAAAGACAUUAAAUCAGCUCUAGGUAAAGUCCUGUGCAAUGUCAGAAGCAGCAGAGUAAUAGAAAGGUGGCUAAAGUUGAAGCUAUGA